AGCUAUCUCUAUCACAAAAAAAUCGAUAUAGAUUUGUGCUAUUGUAACACGACCCCGUUUCGUUAAUCACAUUAUUAGUUUCAUUGGACAGGAUGUCGUCUGCCUAAUUCAAAGUAUCGUUUGGCGUACUAAUAUUUCACCCAAAUCAUCGAUUUCCUGAGUUGUUUAUUCCCUUAUCUUCUGUUAUCGAUUCUAAGAAUGAUUAUUAUGGGGACGGCGCGCCAUGUUCCAGCCAAUGGGUCACUUGUCACUACUUACUUACUGGCCCGCUGUUUCUGUGAUGGCGUUAGCGCCGCAAAAAGCCGAGAAGUUUUGCCAACUUCCAAAGUGCUUCCUAUGAGACUAAUGCCCGGACCGUCAGGUCUAAUGAAACUCCCUUACAUUGGCACGGCACUGAUGUUCGCACCAUUCAGCAGACACUCUCCGGAAAACUUCGGAGCUCUGGUCGCAGACUUGCACGAGAAGUACGGUCCCGUGUUCAAAUCGAGGCUGGGAAAAGACUACAGUGUACACACUGACAACGCCGAGGACGCAGAAGCCAUAUUCAGAAACGAAGGUGCCUUCCCGCUGAGACGCCUCAUGACCUUGAGCAAAGUCUUCCGAGAACGAAACGGCCUCCCGCCCGCUCUUGGUACGGUGUCAGGACCAGCCUGGCAGGAGCUGAGAAGCGCCAUUAACCCCCUUCUCAUGAAACCCUCUGUUUGCAUCCACUAUCUUCCCGCCCAGAAUCAUGUCGCAGACGAUUUCGUGAACCAGCUGCAAAACCCAACACUUAGCCCUGAUGCCCAGUCAGAACUGCUCUUCAAGUUCGCACUUGAAAGUAUCGGCGUGGUUUGUUUUAACCAAAGGCUUGGCUUCUUAGAUCCCACUACAUGCGACUCCCCUGACCGCUUGGAGCUUUUACAUGCGUUAAAACUCUGUUUGAAAAGCAUUUUCUUAGCCAUGCUUGGCAUGGAGAGGCGCUACCUAAGAACAGCAGACGAUGCCUUCUAUAGAAGUUAUGAAAAUGCCAUGAAGUUGAUUCGCCAAAGGGCUAUGAUAUACGUUCGAAAAAUUGUCCAGGAUGUCAACAGAACUGACCUCGAGCGUCCAGCUCAGGAAUCAAACUUGCUGGAGUCGAUGCUCACCAAGGGAAACUUGCAGAUGGAAAAGGUUUUAGCUAUAAUUGACUCCAUGUUGAUCGGCGGGACAGACUCAACGGCUAGGAACAUGACCUUGCUAAUAUAUAACCUGGCCAUGAACCCGGAAGCUCAAGAAAGAGCGGCAAAAGAAGUCCAUGAGCUGGUGGGAUUGAAUGACCCCAUCACUCCUGAGGCUCUGGCGAAGUUGGUUUAUCUAAAAGCCUGUGUCAAAGAAUCGAUGCGCAUCAAUUUCCCUUUGGCUAACGGCACAGAGAGAAGCCUUAAUAUCGAUACCGUAAUCGGUGGCUACUUGGUUCCUAAGGGAACCAGCGUUAUCAUGUCCAGCAGCCGAAGCUCCCUGGACGCGAGGUACUUCAGCGAGCCGAAAAAGUUUCUGCCCGAGCGGUGGUUGAGACGGGAAGGGGAAGUCGUCCGUCAGGAUUCAGAAGACAAGAAAUGUCACCCUUUCGCCUACCUGCCAUUUGGCCACGGCGCCAGAGGGUGCAUAGGGCGCAGGUUCGCGGAAAUGGAGAUUUAUGUGGGCACUGCUAAACUGCUUCAGAAACUUAAAAUCACAGUCGAUCCCAAGUACGAGGGACUUAAACCCAUUUACACGCCAUUUAUCACCCCAGAGAAACCCAUACCAUUUAUCUUUACGGCUAGGCAACGAUAAAAGGCAAGCACUGCAAAUCAAACCUAAAAAAGGUUCUCAAACAGAUCUUUUAUCAAAUAUAGUGUAAAGACUGUUGCGAGUCUACCUACUGCUAAUAGACUUUCAGCCAAUACACAGGAGUAAUGUGCAUUAUGAAUUUUGUAGUUGCAGCAAAAACAUGAACCUCACUAAUAUUAUUUCGAGAACCUCUGGUUCCUGAUUUACUGUUUUGUUGGUCAGUCGUUGGUUUGUAACCCAAUACGACCAAACAAGUAAACCAAUGUAAGGCGUAUUAUAUUUUUAGUGAAAUAAACUUAAAAUAACUUGAACCAACGAUUUUUUGUAAACAGAAACUCAAUAUAGCUAUUAUUAUUAUUCUUAUCUUAUAUGAUACAGACGUUACUUCAAAAAAAAAGAUGGUUACGUCCUACGCGUCAUGCAUCUAGUCAUGCAUAUUAACCACUGACCUAAAUACUGCCAAGUCACUAGUUUUCCUGGCUAGCUCAGGCAACCCAUUCCAUGCUCUAAUAGCACUAGGGAAGAAGGAGUAUUUAUACUAAUUUUUACUAGCAUAUGGAACGAGUAAUGUGCCUUUAUCUUUGUGUCUUUCUGAGUAUUUUUAUUAAAUUUUGUUUUUGUAUUUGAA
Messenger RNA from Biomphalaria glabrata, 2419 nucleotides. RefSeq names its product probable cytochrome P450 49a1. Gene Ontology annotation, molecular function: iron ion binding; heme binding; oxidoreductase activity, acting on paired donors, with incorporation or reduction of molecular oxygen. NCBI's taxonomy places the organism in Eukaryota, Metazoa, Mollusca, Gastropoda, Planorbidae. The record is from RefSeq and is a predicted model, not a curated record. The transcript has 2 exons. Bases 199 to 1794 code for a protein of 531 amino acids.